GAUUUGCCUUAUUGGUGCAAGAAAGGUUUAGGAACAUUGUGUUCAUAAAUGUUACUUUAACAACAGUGAAAGUAAUACCUUCUGACUGAAAGUAUCGGCCAGGCCUGGCCGCCACCUGCCAGGUUAUCAUUUUACAAUGAAUUAUACAUGAGUGGCGCCUAAUGGGAUAAAUUGCAAGUCUUCUCCGGUGGGCGGUAUUAUCUCUUGUUUGCCUUCGGGGUUGUUGUUAUAGCAGACAUUUUUAAAAGUUGGUGACCAUGUUGCCAGCCCAGGAAGCGGCUAAGAUCUACCACACUAACUACGUGCGCAACGCCCGCGCGGUAGGCGUGCUGUGGACCGCGUUCACCAUCACCUUCGCAGUCAUCACGGUGGUGGUGUUCAUCCAACCUUACUGGAUCGGGGACAGCGUCAACACGCCCCAGGCCGGCUACUUUGGCCUGUUCCACUACUGCAUCGGCAACGCGCUCACCUCGGAGCUCACCUGUAAAGGUAGCGCCCUUGACUUCGGCUCCAUCCCGUCCGGGGCCUUCAAGACGGCCAUGUUCUUCGUGGGCAUCUCCAUGCUGCUGGUGGUGGGCAGCAUCGUGUGCUUCAGCCUCUUCUUCUUUUGCAACGCAGGCAGCGUGUACAAGAUCUGCGCCUGGAUGCAGCUGGCCUCCAGCGCUUGCAUGGUGAUCGGCUGCAUGAUUUAUCCUGACGGCUGGGACUCGGAGGAGGUGAAGCGGAUGUGCGGCCAACGGACCGACAAAUACACCCUGGGCAACUGCACGGUGCGCUGGGCUUACAUCUUGGCCAUCAUCAGCAUCAUGGACUCGCUCAUCCUUGCCUUCCUGGCCUUUAGCCUUGGCAACAGACAGGACAACCUGCUGCCCGAGGACUUCCAGGUGGAGGAGAAAGAUAACGCGUGAGCUGACAGUACUAGAGAUCACCAAAGCAAGACUUUCGGGACAAUUUAUCCAGAGAUGUUCAUCUCGUCUCCCUUGAACUGUUUGUGCUUAACUAAAUCCUACUUGGAUGUAAAGUUUGAAGUGUGUCAGAAAAGACCUAAUUCAUACCCAAAUGAGCUUUCCCCAUCGAUGUAAUAGCCCGCGGUCAUCAUCAGUGAUGAAUCAUGCAUCUUUGGGUACAAUCCAGACUCCAAACACCAGAGCCUUCAGCGAAUAAGUCUGACACACACACACUCUGUUAAAGAAAACUAACAAAUUCUGAUCAAUGUCUCAAGCAUUUGACGCAAGUGUUCAAGAGUGUCCAGUGAUUUUUUUUUCAGUAUUGUGAGUCAAGAAACAAACGGUCAAAACAGACUUUUAUAAACAUUUUAUUCUUCUUACCUACAGAAAAAAAAACUUGGCUUAAGAGGAGACAUGACAGAGAACCUAAGCAAAUUCCAUGAGGUGUGUACGUAAUGAGGUGUUUGGUGUACCGUUAUCGUUUAUUUCAGCACAGCCUACUUUCAUGCCGUUGGAAAGGACCUGAACUGAAAGAUUCCCGAAACGUGAAUGCUUAUG
Molecule: messenger RNA, 1505 nt
Organism: Hippocampus zosterae (dwarf seahorse)
Lineage: Eukaryota; Metazoa; Chordata; Actinopteri; Syngnathiformes; Syngnathidae
Gene: lhfpl5a
Product: LHFPL tetraspan subfamily member 5a
Exons: 3
Coding region: 258-908 (216 amino acids)
Biological process (GO): sensory perception of sound; detection of mechanical stimulus involved in sensory perception
Cellular component (GO): plasma membrane
Source: RefSeq, a predicted model, not a curated record